Molecule: messenger RNA, 1763 nt
Organism: Carassius auratus (goldfish)
Lineage: Eukaryota; Metazoa; Chordata; Actinopteri; Cypriniformes; Cyprinidae
Product: ankyrin repeat domain-containing protein 22
Exons: 7
Coding region: 395-1183 (262 amino acids)
Molecular function (GO): protein binding
Source: RefSeq, a predicted model, not a curated record
UCUAGUCGCAGGGCGAACUAUUGUGCUUUGUUGUGAAACUGAAGGGGAAAAGUAAAACAGCUUUACCGUAACCUGAUAACUUAGCUUCCUUUUGAAUUGUUGUGCUGUUAAGGGAUAUCUUAAAUCGGAGAAUUAUACAUAAUGCCGUUAAGUUACAUGAUUUCUAGUCAGUCAAAUCUAAUAAUAUUGUAAUGAAUCGACCCGUGGAGCCCAUUUACUUUUGCUUGUUUCGGGCUCUUGUUAGCCUACGGUGUUUGUCAAUGACAAAUCAGCAAUGAAAAGUGGAAACAGUUAUAAAAAAAAGUUAGUUUCGUAAGUAAAAAGAUUAUGAUUUAUUAAGAGUAGGCCUACUCCAGUUGAUCUGAACAAAAGGUGUUUUUUCAAAGUUUCUGUGAUGCAGAGGUCAGCUGUGGUGAAUAACAGCUUCAAGCCCAUCAUCAUUAACAGAGUGGUGGUCCGAGACAAAGAGUUUCUGCAUAGACUGGGCAAAGUGCUAAAACUUAAGUGGCUACUUGGCAAAGAAGUCCAGAUUAGGAGAUCGCUUGUUGACAGAAUCAUCCCGUGUUUUGCUUGCGUAGCUGUGGAAAACAAUGAUUUCUUCUCUCUAAGUGCCCUCCUAGAGAAGAUGGAUGUCAAUUGUGGAACCUAUGACGAUGUCACACCUCUUCAUACAGCCUGUGAGUUGGGGAACUUAGAUAUGAUUAAGUUCUUGCUAGCAAAGGGAGCAUCUCCUCAAAAGGUGAACCGUUUUGGACACUGCCCAUUUUACCUGGCCAUUAAGAGCAGGUGCUGUCAUGCUGUCAAACUCCUGCACAUGAAAGAAGUCACUGUUAAUCUGCACCCUGUGAGAAUUGCCAUGGAAAUGAUCCAAGCGGUACAGAAAAGAGAUUACCCUCUGCUGCGUGUCUGGGCUCUAUCAGGGGUCGACAUGGACACUAAAGACUACGAUGGACGCACAGCAAUGCAUGAGGCAGUUUAUCUGAAAGACAAUUCUAUGAUCACCAAACUACUGGAUUAUGGAGCCACGCCACUGGAGAAAGAUGUGUGGGGACAGACAGCCAUGGAUAAUUCUCGAAGUGAAACAGCAAUCAUGGCUCUUUUUGACCCUCUUUUCACAGUGUGUUGUCCGACUAAAGAGGACUAUCUGCUGUAUAAGGCAAAUCAUGUACAGAUAAAAAAGUAGUCUUUUUGUCAGCAUAAUUAUUCUGUAUUUGUGACUUUCUCACUCUGCGAUUGUUAUGUAUAUAUAUGAGGAUAAUAAAUACGCUGCUAAUAUAUAAUAUUAAAUAAACUACUACUAAUAAAUGCAUACUACUUAAAGGGAUACUCCACCCUAAAAUGAAAUUUUUGUCAUUCCAUUCAUCAAAUACCCCAUGUCGUUCCAAAUCCGUAAUAGCUCUGUUCAUCGUUGGAACAGUCAUGAACAUUUGAGGAUAAAGAACCAAAAUGAUUAACUAUGUCAGAGGUCCUAUCUGGUGAGGCGAAGAUAACAAUUUCAGUUUUGUCCUUGUUUAACUGUAGGAAGUGUCCAUCCAACAUUUUAUGUCACACAGGCAGUCAAACAGGCCUGACAAAGAACCAUUAUUAUUUUUAAUAGGAAAGUAGAACUGAGUGUCAUCAGCAUAAAAUUGGUAAAAUAAAUUGUGUCUCUGUAUAAUAUGACCAAGUGGCAACAUAUAUAAUUCAAACAAAAGAGGACCCAUAUUGGAGUCCUGGGGUACACCAUGAUGUAUUGGGGCAUGGGAAAAAAAAUAAUUCCCCAC